Molecule: messenger RNA, 5925 nt
Organism: Herpailurus yagouaroundi (jaguarundi)
Lineage: Eukaryota; Metazoa; Chordata; Mammalia; Carnivora; Felidae
Gene: GUCY2F
Product: guanylate cyclase 2F, retinal
Exons: 19
Coding region: 312-3638 (1108 amino acids)
Biological process (GO): cGMP biosynthetic process; intracellular signal transduction; protein phosphorylation
Cellular component (GO): plasma membrane
Molecular function (GO): guanylate cyclase activity; protein kinase activity; adenylate cyclase activity
Source: RefSeq, a predicted model, not a curated record
AUCCUAAUCCCGGUCUUGGUCUGGGGAUGCUGAAGAGUGAUUUACAAGAAGGUUUACUACCCCUCUCAAUUAUUUACCCCAUUAAUGGAAUUUAUCAACAGCCUGGAGUCCUUGGCAGGAUUAUGAGCGAACAGAGGAUGCACUGAAAUGAACACACUGGGUAGCCAUGCCAGAGAUUUGCAUGCGCAGAAGGGAAAUUGAAGACAUUGGAGCGGUGACUUACAUGGCAUUUGGGAACACCACUGUCCAUCUCAGGAAAGCAGACUAACCUCCCAACAUCUCUUCACUAGCUUGCUAGAAGCGGGACGGCUAUGUUCUUGGGACCUUGGCCUUUCUUUCACCUUAUGCUCUGGUUUGCAGCUCCCAGAAGACAGCAAAGACACCAUGGCCUUGUAACUUUCAAGCUCCUGCGGUGUGUGUGCCUCCUGGCCCUCACGUCCAUCCCGCAACAGGUGUGCGGACCCCCUUACAAGAUAGGGGUGGUGGGCCCUUGGGCUUGUGAUCCGUUGUUCUCAAAAGCUCUGCCUGAGGUUGCUGCUCGAUUAGCCACUGAGCGGAUCAACAGGGACCCAUCAUUUGACCUGGGUUACUCUUUUGAAUACGUGAUUCUCAAUGAAGACUGCCAGACUUCCGGAGCCCUUGCCAGUUUCAUUUCUCACCACCAGAUGGCCUCAGGAUUUAUUGGACCUGCCAAUCCCGGCUACUGCGAGGCAGCCUCGCUCUUGGCAAACAGCUGGGACAAAGGGAUUUUCUCUUGGGCCUGUGUGAAUUACGAAUUAGACAAUAAAAAUAGCUAUCCGACCUUUUCUCGGACACUCCCUUCUCCCAUCCGUGUGCUGGUAACCGUCAUGAAAUAUUUCCAGUUGGCUCACGCUGGAGUCAUUUCCUCAGAUGAAGACAUUUGGGUGCACACAGCCAAUCGAGUCGCAAGUGCUCUUCAGAGCCGGGGCCUACCUGUAGGGGUCGUCCUGAGCACAGGACGAAACAGCCAAAGCAUUCGGGAAGCUCUCCAGCAGAUUCGCCAGGCUGACAGAAUUCGCAUAAUCAUCAUGUGUAUGCAUUCGGCCUUGAUUGGGGGAGAGACUCAGAUGCAUCUCUUGGAAUGGGCUCAUGAUCUGAAAAUGACUGAUGGAACCUAUGUCUUUGUUCCUUAUGAUGCCCUGCUCUACAGUUUACCUUAUAAGCAUACACCCUACCAGGUCCUGAGGAACAGCCCAAAACUCCGGGAAGCCUAUGAUGCUGUGUUGACCAUUACAGUGGAGUCCCAAGAAAAGACCUUCUACCAAGCCUAUACUGAGGCAGCAGCUACACAUGAAGUUCCUGAGAAGCUGGACUCAGAUCAAGUUUCACCGUUGUUUGGAACCAUCUACAAUUCAAUUUACUUUAUUGCACAAGCCAUGAAUAAUGCUAUGAAAGAAAAUGGACAGGCUAGUGCUGCCAGCCUGGUUCAGCAUUCCAGAAACAUGCAGUUCUAUGGAUUCAACCAGUUGAUAAGGACAGAUUCAAACGGAAAUGGAAUUGCAGAAUAUGUAAUCCUGGACACCAACUGGAAAGAAUGGGAACUGUAUAGCACUUACACUGUGGACAUGGAAACGGAGCUGCUACGGUUCAGAGGGACCCCCAUUCACUUCCCUGGUGGCAGGCCCCCUCAAGCAGAUGCAAAAUGCUGGUUUGCAGAAGGGAAGAUCUGUCAAGGAGGCAUCAACCCUGCCUUUGCCGUGAUGGUCUGUCUCGCUUUGCUUAUAGCCCUGUUGUCUAUUAAUGGAUUUGCUUACUUUAUAAGGCGUCGUAUAAAUAAAAUCCAGUUGAUUAAAGGACCCAACAGAAUUCUACUGACUUUGGAGGAUGUGACAUUUAUUAAUCCCCACUUUGGCAGUAAGAGAGGAAGUCGUGCCAGUGUAAGCUUCCAGGUCACCUCAGAAGUCCAAAGUGGGUGGUCCCCAAGGCUCUCCUUUUCUUCAGGGAGUCUAACUCCAGCUACCUAUGAAAACUCCAACAUAGCAAUUUAUGAGGGUGAUUGGGUGUGGCUGAAGAAGUUCCCCUCUGGAGGUUUUGGAGACAUUAAGUCCAUCAAAGCACGUGCAAGUAAUAUGUUUGAAAUGAUGAAGGACCUACGUCAUGAAAAUAUUAACCCUUUAUUGGGCUUCUUCUAUGAUUCAGGAAUGUUUGCCAUUGUGACAGAAUUCUGUUCCAGAAGGAGCCUAGAAGACAUAUUGACAAAUCAGGAUGUGAAACUUGACUGGAUGUUUAAAUCAUCACUUCUGUUGGAUCUCAUCAAGGGCAUGAAGUACUUACACCACAGAGAGUUUGCUCAUGGGAGGCUGAAGUCUCGGAACUGUGUGGUUGAUGGGCGUUUUGUACUAAAAGUGACAGAUUAUGGCUUUAAUGAUAUCUUGGAAACACUAAGACUCUCCCAAGAGGAACCUUCUGCAGAAGAGUUGCUAUGGACGGCCCCUGAACUGUUGAGAGCUCCAAAGGGCAGCCGGUUAGGUUCUUUUGCAGGAGAUGUCUAUAGCUUUGCCAUCAUCAUGCAAGAAGUGAUGGUCCGGGGCACCCCAUUCUGCAUGGUGGAUCUGCCUGCCAAAGAAAUCAUAGACAGACUUAAGAAGCCUCCUCCUGUGUACAGACCAGUUGUUCCUCCUGAGUAUGCCCCAGCAGAAUGUCUCCAGCUAAUGAAGCAGUGCUGGGCUGAAGCUGCAGAACAGCGACCAACUUUUGAUGAAAUAUUUAAUCAGUUUAAAACUUUCAAUAAAGGGAAGAAGACCAAUAUCAUUGAUUCCAUGCUUCGGAUGUUGGAACAAUAUUCUAGCAACUUGGAAGAUUUGAUCCGGGAACGGACUGAAGAGCUGGAAAUUGAAAAACAGAAAACGGAAAAGCUUCUAACACAGAUGCUACCACCGUCAGUUGCUGAAUCCCUCAAAAAGGGCUGCACGGUUGAACCUGAGGGCUUUGACUUGGUCACCUUGUACUUCAGUGACAUUGUGGGCUUCACCACCAUUUCUGCCAUGAGUGAGCCCAUUGAGGUGGUGGAUCUUCUCAAUGACCUGUACACACUCUUUGAUGCCAUCAUUGGCAGUCAUGAUGUCUACAAGGUAGAGACCAUUGGAGAUGCUUACAUGGUGGCCUCAGGCCUCCCAAAGAGGAAUGGCAGUAGGCAUGCAGCUGAGAUUGCAAACAUGUCCCUAGAUAUCCUGAGCUCCGUUGGUACCUUCAAGAUGCGACACAUGCCAGAGGUCCCAGUCCGGAUUCGAAUAGGCCUGCAUUCAGGGCCCGUUGUUGCAGGAGUGGUGGGUCUCACCAUGCCCAGAUACUGCCUGUUUGGAGACACUGUGAACACAGCUUCUCGGAUGGAAUCAACAGGGUUACCUUAUCGCAUUCAUGUCAGUCACAGCACCGUGACAAUUCUUCAAGCUCUAAGUGAGGGCUAUGAAGUGGAGCUUCGAGGAAGAACAGAGCUCAGGGGCAAAGGCACAGAAGAGACCUUCUGGCUGGUUGGAAAAAAAGGCUUCACAAAACCUCUUCCUGUGCCCCCACCAGUGGGCAAAGAUGGGCAAGUAGGCCAUGGCCUGCAACCAGUGGAGAUUGCAGCCUUCCAAAGAAGAAAAGCAGAAAGGCAGCUGGUGAGAAACAAGCCAUAAGGUAAUGGCUAGCAGGAAAACAGAGCACGGGAGCUUGCCAAAUUUUCAACGCUGGGGCUCCCUUUGGCAUGGGUGCCAGUCUCAGCCUACACUCGGUUGGCAGAGUGUGAUGGAGUUGGUGCAUUUCCAAGCUCCACUGAGUUGAGCAAAAACCUAGUCGGGAGGCCUGUUGCAGAGCAAGCUGCAUCUGAGGGAGGUCAGCUGCCCUGUUCCUGAGAGAGACCUUUGCCUCCCGCACUGAUAACAUAUUUGAAUGUCAAACAAGGCUGGCCUCGUUAUCCAGUUAAUCAGGCAGGUGCACCUGUCUGUUUCAUUGUUGAGUACCUGGACCACAUGAUGAGCCACUUCAGGUCUUUGUAGAUUCACAUCUAUCUAAGCAACACAGCAAUAUUAUGAUGAUCUUAUUUCCCCAAGAUCCAUUGGCGAGACCAUCUUUGAGGGGAUGUUAUGUCAUUUCCUCUGGUGGCAUGCUUGAGCGCUUCUGAGGUUGUCAUUGCCAACCAAAAUAAGACUGGUUACACCUUGACUGCCUGGCUUGAAUUCAGGACCAUUUCCCCCAUCCCUCCUCCCGUACUAGAACGGUAUGAUUCCAGUAGCAACAACAGACUAAUUAUCAAGAAUUCUCCCCAGAUAUUUAUCUUUGAGGAAUCUGUUGCCUUCUGGGGCUCCUAUCAGCAUCCCUUCUCUAUCGUUCUUUCUUAUUUUCUCUUUUAUGGAGACUUUGACCCUAGUACUCAUUUCUCCCUCCACAUAUUUUUGGAAAUCACAAGCUUCUAAAGUAAACAUUAGGGCAUCUCCACACAUUCCUACUCCCUUGUUUCUUAGCAUGUUUCAGAAUAAUCACAAUUGUAGCAGCAACUACCAAAUGCAUCCACAUACCUCCUAUUUUCCCAUUAGCCUCUAUUGACUUUGUCAGAUCUCUAUAACUCUUUCUCUCCCAAGGAAACCCAGUGCAUCUUCAUUUCUGCAACUAUCACAGGUACCCUCUAUAAGUCAUAAUGCUCCAGAAAGGCUUCUGUACUGAGUUUGUGGCUCCCCUGAAGCUCCCUCCCAAUCCUGCAAAAUGGAGGAUCCUGCAAUCCUGCAAUCCUGGAGCUUGGCUCUGUUUUUCCCCACUGGUAAAUACAAGUAGAUAGGCAGCUGGGACACACAUUCACCUAAUUUCCAGGAACGUUCUUUCCUGUAGGGAAGGAAACACACAAAUACACAUAGACACACAGUCUCUUUCUCUGUAUCUCUAUCUUUCUCUCACAGCAGGCGAGUUUUUGGAAGCUCUUGAAGGGUUUCCCCUUUGGUAGGGUGGCAUAGGCAUUGCAAGUACUGUGUAAGAACCUAUCCAUUCCUAAGAAUGUGUUGGAAUUUGCAGAAGACACUGCAGCUGACUCACCAUCAUUGGCUGUGUGCUUUCUAAUGCUUCCCCAGCACUGCAGAUGGAUGUGACUUAGGCAAUUUAUACACACUCAUCUGGACCCCCUUGACAGAGGGCAAGCUUCUGUGGACUGUGAGUAUAUGGAACAGAUUGAAGCCAAUUGGCCCCAAAGUGGAUUUGACCUCUGGUCUUAGCCUCAUUAGCACUUAUACUUUAAUCAACAUGUUAAUUGACCACAGUGGCCUUGGCAGGCUUUGCAAAUCACAAAAAUCCUCAAGAAGAGUACCCUUGACAAAUAUCAGAAGGCUUGCCCUAAUUCUAAGAGCUCUCAGACAUCUCACAUCUCUCAUUAAAUGUCCUAUGUUGAUGUCAUGCAGUAACAUCACCUAUUCCACAAUGUUGCUAAUGUUCUAUGAAUUUUUAGGCUGACUCAUAAUGAGACAGAUCCAACUUGCAAAAGACCCACAACACCAAUGACUAUCUCUCAUAUGCUGUUGCUGUCAUGGGAGCUGUUAGGGGAAAAUUUGAAACCUUUAGAGAGCCCUCUGGGGUCAUACAGGAAGGAAAAAGAGAUGCUGUGAUAGGGACACAGCUUUGGUGAACUGACUGCAGUGGCUGCCUCUCAGGCAAGGCCCUGAUGUCUAUCCAGUAUCUCCUUCCUCAUGUCCCCAAAUAUCCACCACUUUCCAAACCUUCCUAAAGGUUAUCACUUCGUCUGGUUACUUUCCCUAAAAUUUCACCAACUGGGCUUCAUUUGGGGUUAAUGAGCCUUUCAAUCAUAGAUGUACCUUUUGGAGGGCAAGGGAGGACUAAUCACUCAUAUCAGAGUGGAAGUGAACUGAGCUGGAUGUUCAGGAGAACUUGGAACUUUCAUUUUGAUUGGGACCAGGAGAAAUGAGGAAGUUUGGCAGUUAUGAA